AUGUCCUCGUCGGGGACUCCCACGUCCGGCGCUGAGCAGUCGCGCCCGUUCCCGACAGACCCGUCCACAUUCGAAAGUGACCCGCGCAUUUCCUUCUCGAAGCUUGACGAUAAAUACAUCUUGGAGACGACGGAUGGACAGGAGUUUCAAUAUGAUAAUGUACUGAAGCGAUGGGUCCAGGCAGCUGUCGAUGAAGAGCUGAUUCGCCAGCAACAAGAAGCCUAUAAGGUCGAGGGCGUGGACGAGGAGGAGGCCAUUCACCCGCGCGACAGGAAGAAGCGGAAAAACCAAGCGGGCGAUGAGAAAGAUGGACAGAAACCGAAAAAACAACGAGUCAACACCGCGGUGUUUGUUACCUCACUUCCCCUCGACGUGGAUGCUGAAGAGGUUCGGGAUGUUUUCUCCAAGUGCGGUGUGAUCGCAGAGGAAAUCGACAGCGGCCGCCCUCGAAUCAAAAUGUACAAUAAUGAGAAUGGCGAUUUCAAGGGCGAAGCGCUCGUGGUUUAUUUUCGUCCAGAGUCUGUCAACCUGGCAAUCCAGAUGCUCGACGAGACUGAAUUUCGCCUGGGCCAGCCUGGCCCACUGGGGCCUAUGAGGGUGCAAGCUGCCGAUUUUUCAUUCAAGAGCGAGAAGGAUGCGCCACCUAAGACCAGCAUGCGCGACAAGAAGAAGAUCAUUCAGCGGACACAAAAGUUGAACAGCAAAUUGGCCGAUUGGGAUGAUGACGACCCUUCUACCCUCCCAGAAACCAACACUCGAUUUGAGAAGAUUGUCAUUUUAAAGCACAUGUUUACUCUGAAGGAAUUAGAGGAUGAUCCUGCAGCCAUUUUGGAUAUCAAAGAGGACAUUCGCGAAGAAUGCUCCAAAAUCGGCGAGGUGACCAACGUGGUACUCUACGAUCAGGAGAUAGAUGGAGUAGUGAGCGUUCGCUUUGCUGACCCUAGUGCUGCCCGGCAGUGUGUAAAGGUCAUGGAUGGGCGAUACUUCGGUGGCACCCGCGUUGAGGCAUAUGUCUCCCAGGAGCGUGAGAAAUUUAAGAAGACCAAUGCAAGACGGGCAGCUCUGGAAGAUAUGGCCGAGCGGGGCCUUGAUGCAUCAGACGAGGAAGAGGAGCGGCGAUUGGAUGAGUUUGGCUCAUGGCUAGAGCGCUCUGAGGCGGGCAAGGAUGGUGCCCAAUAG
Molecule: messenger RNA, 1179 nt
Organism: Penicillium macrosclerotiorum
Lineage: Eukaryota; Fungi; Ascomycota; Eurotiomycetes; Eurotiales; Aspergillaceae
Product: U2 snRNP complex subunit CUS2
Exons: 6
Coding region: 1-1179 (392 amino acids)
Biological process (GO): mRNA splicing, via spliceosome
Cellular component (GO): U2 snRNP; U2-type spliceosomal complex
Molecular function (GO): RNA binding
Source: RefSeq, a predicted model, not a curated record